AUGACUGACCAGAUUCUACACCAGCGCGCUGUACACAGGCGAAGCGCAAAAGCCCGCAGGCAGGGGCCAGAGAAUGUGGUAACCCCCGCGGCCCCUGCGGCGGCUGCAGGCGAUGCUGCAGACAAAGGACCCAAGGCGGCGGCUACAACCACCACCACAACUAAUGCUGCUUCUCAGCCAGCGGUACCAACCACAACGACGUCUGUUACGACUUCCAGCACAACGACUUCUAGCGAGACGACUUCUUCUUCCACCUCCACUAAGCCGAUCAAAGUGGCCCCUGUUACCACCCCUUCUACGACUACACCCACGAAACCGUCUCGCGCGCCCGUCACUUUGACAUCUUUUGUGACGCAGCAUUCAUCAUCGCCGGCAGCCAGUGCCUCUGCUUCACCGUCGUCGACAGGCAGCACGAGCACAGGUAGUAUCGUUGGCAGCAUCGCAGGAGGUGUUGUUGUCCUUGUAGUUGUUAUAGCUAUAGCAGGCUUUUUCAUUCGUCGAUGGCGUAAGAGAGCUGCGGAAAGGGAUGAGUUCAGUCCAGACCGAUUCCGUCGAUCUGCCGUUCUGCUCGAUGACGCCAAUGAUGAGCCUAGCUUCAAGCCACGUCCACCGUCCAUGAUCGAACGACGAACAGCACAAUCUCCUGCUGCCCCGCCGUCGGCAUAUCCCUACUCUGAUGCUGAUUCUCCAACCCAGUACGGGUCUGAUCAAAGAAACUUCCACAACUACGGUGCUGUUCCCGGUCAGAAUGGACAAUAUAAUGGUUCUCCCGGUCCUUAUGGUGCUCCAAACCCUUUCGGUGCUCCUCCUAUCCCACACAACGGUCAACAGUAUCCUUCUUCCAACCAGGGGUAUGUUCCAGGCGCUGCUCCCUAUGGCGGGUAUGGGGCUCCUGAUGUGCGAUACCUACAACGUCAACCAUCCCAAGGCCCUCACUUCCCACAAUACCCUGGCCCAGCUCAACAGUCUGCAUUUGGCCCAGGUCAGAUCAUGCCGCCGCAGAACAUUAGGACCCCGUCACCACAUGAAUUGAAUGACUCCCUCCCCAAUCCUUUCGCAUCCGCCACCGCCAUUGAGCAUUCCACCUCGACUACAUCCUCACGCAGUGCUGGUAGCCCCCCUCCAGGCAAUCCGGGUGAGCAAGGCGCGUAUCUCACUCGUCAGCCAACCCAAAAUGGGGGUGCGCCGCCUGCGUACAUGGAUGAUGGGUCGUACACGGAGAUGAGGCGGGAUGUGAAAGUGGCACCGUUGAUGGUAGCUAAUGUGGAUGAUAGCGCGGCACCAUCGUCAUCUUCCUCCCCUAUGAUGACAACUUCGGCUAUUCCAGAGGCGGCUCCUGCUGCUUCCAGGCGUCCGUUGUCUACUCAUACCAUGUAUGACGCUGAUGACGCCUAUGGAGGGAUUUAAGAAAACCCAUCCCCCUUGACCGGACUUCUCAAUGUAACUUAUUGUUUACUAUAGAACUAACCUCGACACAUCUUGGACGUGUGCCGCUCUGCUUCUCGUCGCAUCGAGUUAUCUGUACACCCUUCUAUUCCCCCCCUCCCCAUCUUGCAUUUCACUAUCGCUCAAUCGACUUGUUAUUUUAUUUUAUCUUGCCACAUCUUGACGCCCUGAUCCCAUCCAAUUCGAUGCUCGUAUUUUUUAACUUACUGUUCAGGGACCGUUUUCUUCUUUCCCUCCAUAUACGUACCAUGUUUUCAUGCUUACUUUCACGUAUAUGUGCACGCUGCUUUGGUCAAUGACGUCGUCCUAUAUUCCUAGUUACCUAUCGAUUUCUUCUCCCUUAUUUAUUUCGUUGCCGCCAACAGUGUAUGCAUUGCGCAACUUCACGAUUCUGUUGAAUAUCCAUCUAUCUUUUGCCCUAUGUGGGCAACCUAUAAUUGCACUUGCACUUGGUGCUAGUA
Molecule: messenger RNA, 1907 nt
Organism: Laccaria bicolor S238N-H82
Lineage: Eukaryota; Fungi; Basidiomycota; Agaricomycetes; Agaricales; Hydnangiaceae
Exons: 4
Coding region: 1-1407 (468 amino acids)
Source: RefSeq, a predicted model, not a curated record